ACCCCGCGGGGCACCCUCCGCCCUGGGCCGGGCGAGCGGGACUCCGACCGGCUGGAGCCCGGGGUCGCGCGCACGGGCGCCCGCCCCUCCCCGCCGCGCGCCCCGGGGCCUGCGCGAUGCGUCACAGACGGCGGUCCGGCGCCCUGGCUACGGCCCUUGUCCCCAGGGCGCGGCCCUCGGCGGGCACAGCGCGGCCGGCGGUAAGUGGGCAUGGCCCGCGCAGCCGCCGGGUCCCCGGGUCGCCGCAGGCAGCGGCACCGGUUGCCCGGCAGGCGGCGGCGCCGAGUCCCCCGGAGGAGGCAGGCUCCGGGGUGCCGGCGCAGGAGGGCGCGCCCCCGGCGGCGGAGGGAGCCCUGCCCCGCGAGCCCCGGGCCGAUGGAGUUCCCGGCCUCGGAGAGCAGCUGCAGCGCCGACUCCCGGGACCCGUGUGCGUCCCGCGACGACUGGCGCUGUGCGCGCUCCAUGCACGAGUUUUCAGCCAAGGACAUCGACGGGCACAUGGUUAACCUGGACAAGUACCGGGGCUUCGUGUGCAUCGUCACCAACGUGGCCUCUCAAUGAGGCAAAACCGACGUAAACUAUACUCAGUUUGUCGAUCUGCACGCCCGAUACGCUGAGUGCGGUUUACGCAUCCUGGCCUUCCCCUGCAACCAGUUCGGGAGGCAGGAGCCAGGGAGCAACGCGGAAAUCAAAGAGUUCGCCGCGGGCUACAACGUGAAAUUCGAUAUGUUCAGCAAGAUCUGCGUGAACGGGGACGACGCGCACCCGCUGUGGAAGUGGAUGAAGGCCCAGCCCAAGGGACGGGGCAUGCUGGGAAACGCCAUCAAGUGGAACUUCACCAAGUUCCUCAUCGACAAGAACGGCUGCGUGGUGAAGCGCUACGGCCCCAUGGAUGAGCCCCUGGUCAUAGAGAAGGACCUGCCCUGCUACCUCUAGCUCCACAAGGCUGUGUCCCCCCGCCGAGCCCACCGCCCGCGCCCCCCGGAGCCUUCCACCCGGCACCCAUGACGGUCGGCCUGAAAACCAGCGCGCUGGUGGGACCGACCCGAGAACCGGCGUGCACCUGCCGGAGGAAGGUCCCGCGGCCUGGCUCGGCUGCGGCUCGGCGCCCCCUCUCCCCCCCAGCUGCCUUGUGGGAAUAAAAUAUACAGAUUGGC
Molecule: messenger RNA, 1157 nt
Organism: Equus quagga
Lineage: Eukaryota; Metazoa; Chordata; Mammalia; Perissodactyla; Equidae
Gene: GPX4
Product: glutathione peroxidase 4
Exons: 7
Biological process (GO): response to oxidative stress
Molecular function (GO): glutathione peroxidase activity
Source: RefSeq, a predicted model, not a curated record